GAGGCGGUGUGUCAAAGCUUCGUUUGGGACGCCAUAGCUCAUAAGCGGAUCACAGUUCACAGAUGCAAAUUUCUUCUUUUAGAAGAGCGAAAGUGUCCAUAACUCUCCACCGUUGAGAUAUUAAGGUUACGUUUUGCCAAUCAGAAUGUCCUAGCAAAGACAUCUGAGCUUUUUUCUAUAUUCUGAAGGCCUUGAAAUACAGAAAAGUUUACUUUCGCUCGUGUUUUUGUUGGCCGACGACGAAUGGCGGCAAGAGCGGGAUCUAGUCCGAAUGGAACGCUCAAUCAACCGAUAUCUAACGGACCAGGAGGCAAAGUAGUACUGAAGGAAGCCGUGGAUGCUGUGCUUAAAUCAUUUGCCAAACACACGCAGGGCUAUGGAGGCGUGAAUGUAAUUGAUGCACUGGAGGAAUUCUGGAACAUGAAGAAAGCAAAAGGAGCCAAAUUUAAGACUGGAGACUGUGUUAGCUAUGAGCCUGGCUCAGCAGAGAAGCCUCCGUAUGUUUGUUUUGUCACUUUGCCCGGUGGGAGCUGUUUUGGCAGUUUUCAGCCCUGCCCAACCAAGGCUGAGGCAAAAAGAAGUGCAGCUAAGAUAGCGUUGAUGAACUCUGUGUUUAAUGAGCACCCAUCAAGGAAAAUAACAGAUGACUUUAUUGAUCAAGCAGUUCAUGAAGCACAAGGCACUGAAGCCAAAGUAGCAGCCAAAAGACGCACCAUGUCACUUAAACCACAAGAUCCACAUAACCCAAACACAGGCGUAGGGGCAUUCAGAUUCAUGCUAGAGGCUAAUAAGGGUAGAACGAUGCUUGAAUUUCAGGAACUAAUGACCAUUUUUCAGUUAUUACACUGGAAUGGCAGUCUGAAAGCAAUGCGAGAUCGGAACUGUUCUCGACAAGAAGUCCUUGCCCAUUACAAUGAGAGAAUAAUUGAUGAUGAUAUGAGAAGCCAAAUGGCUUUGGACUGGAUAUCAAGGGAGCAAGAGCAGCCGGGGCUGAUUGCUGAGGAGCUCAGUAGAGCUACAAAUGAACUGGAACAGUGCCGGCUUAGUGGCCGUGAAUUGAGAUUCCCUAAAGAGAAAAGGGACAUUCUAAUGUUGGCUUGUAGCCAACUUGGCAAAGUUUGAUAUCUCAAAAUAUUACUUGCUGAAAUUACUACAAAAUUGCCAAGACUAUUGCCUUUCUCGUGAAGGGUUUCAUGGUCAGUGUAUUGUGGCAAUGCUAUAAUGAAGUUACACAGUAAAGAGAAGGGGAAAAAUACUCUGACCAUGACCUGGAUUCCCAAGAAUGGACUUUUUGCAAAAAGCUCAUUUAUAUCGAAGUGAUGUCAAGUGGAACCUUGAUUUUACUAUUUUUGGUAUGAAAAAAAGCAUUGUGUAAUGGUGGUAUCAUUGGAGGUAGUUGUUAGCUUGAGGUCAUUUUCCAUACAUAUUGCAUUUAUUACCUAGAACAGAAAGAAUAAUCAUAUAAUUGAUCAUUGAUGGUAUUAUUUUAAAAUAUAUACUAAAAUCCAGGUUUCACAAUACUAUUAAUUUCUUACAAAGAAAAUCAAAGGAUUUUGUGUGCUUUAUUCGGGUAACCUAGGUUGGUUAUGUACUGUACUGCAUGUGUAUCACCACAGGGCUUGUUUAGAAUGCUAUGCAGCUCUUGCAAAUGACGAUGAGUUAUCAAGUGUGGUGUGACCCUGGGGGUAACUACCCCUAAAAAGUCACAUAUGCUCGUCCUUAUCCCGUAAGGAUGUAAAAUUUGCACAAUUGCUACCCCUUAGGGUGUCUCAAGCUUUUUGUGGAAAAGAGAUAAAUUGAUUCACUAACAGAUCUUUGUUCUUAUUUAUCAUAAUUGAACACCCAUUUUGUAAUAUGUUGCUGACACCACCUGUAAUUCAGCCUUGCUGCGAGAGACGGUAAUAAACUAAUGAUUGACUGCAA
Messenger RNA from Nematostella vectensis (starlet sea anemone), 1923 nucleotides. RefSeq names its product LIX1-like protein. The record is from RefSeq and is a predicted model, not a curated record. NCBI's taxonomy places the organism in Eukaryota, Metazoa, Cnidaria, Anthozoa, Actiniaria, Edwardsiidae. Bases 244 to 1122 code for a protein of 292 amino acids. Gene Ontology annotation, cellular component: cytoplasm. The transcript is spliced from 3 exons. Gene Ontology annotation, biological process: autophagosome maturation.